Molecule: messenger RNA, 1974 nt
Organism: Cladocopium goreaui
Lineage: Eukaryota; Dinophyceae; Suessiales; Symbiodiniaceae
Source: the annotation of a GenBank genome assembly
AUGUCAAGCCUUGCUGUUCACCUGGCCUUGGAUGCUGCUUUGAUCACAACGAAAGCCGACCAAGGAGAUGCUGCUCAGUGGUUGCAGCAUGACUUCAACUUGCCAGCGGUCCUCAAGAUCGCGUUCUUCUUGCAGAAGCAGUGUGAAGACAGUUCACGUGAGGUUUCAGAGUCUGCAGCAAAAACACGGAAAAAGUUCGAGAAACUGCAGGCGAAUCGGAUCAAAGUCAAGGAAGCGAGGCAGCAAAAUGUGGAGCAGGCGAUUGUCAACCUUCAGCCCGAUGACGUGACUAGGGAACAAAAACUUUCAAUGAGAAACUGCCGGAACCGCGCCCGUUGUGGGGUGAAGAAAAUUCGCAAAGCAAGACCCUAUGAUGCGGAGUUUGAGAAGAGGAAGGCCAAAGUGUUCAAGGCCCACAGGUUGACGAUCUUUUCAAAGCUACAGGUAGUCAAGUAUGCCCAGAAUCUGAUGAAAACCUUGGAAAGUAAAGAUGUUGAAAGCGCAAAGGGCAAAAAAAGAAGGAAUCCGAACGGUGUGCAUUUGCAGCGGGCCUGUGAGCAGAAAUUCCCCAACCUCGGCAAGAUCAAGGUCGGAUCGCUUUUGAGGCAGGCUGAUGCGCAAUGCUGGGCAUCCCUUUCCAUUGAUCAGCAGAAGAAGUGGUUCCAAUUGCCGGAUCACUUGAAGGUCGCGAUGGGUCUGAGUGAUAAGGUCAAAGGAUGGAAGAACAUGUCGACCGACCAGAUUCAGGAAAAGGCCACAGAGCAGGGCCAUGUGCAGCGAUGGGACGUUCCUGGCCCAGUGCUGCAGGAGCUGAAUGCAGCACUAGAGGAGUUCUGUAUGGGAAAAUCUGUGGCUACUCAACGCAGAGACAUUGUCAUCGCGCGUCACUGCGUAGUGACUGUGCGGCGCAUUGCCAGAGAGUAUAACCAGGGCUUGCCGGAAGUCAUUCAGCAGGCUGAGGAGCACAAUCAGAAAGUGAUGGAAGAAUUCCGGGCGGCCGGUGUCAAGAGCAAGUUUACAAAGAAGGCUUUGUUGUCCAUUCCAAAGCGUUGCCCAGAAGACUUAGACAUAAGGUGGGUUCGACGUUUCAUGAGAGCGUUCAACUGGAAGAAGUCAUCCCGCAAUACUGCAGGACAAUAUUUGGAUGCUUGGCACCACGAACAUGACAUAGGAGUUGCAGCUUCGCCAGGUCACAGACACAUCAAUGGAGUACAAGAUCGUAUCGCACAUGGUGUCCACAAGUAUUUGGUCCUCAAUGUAGACCAACUUUGGAGACAAAGCCUUCGGUUUAACAAAGAGGUCAUCAUGCAAGGCAAGCAGCGCCAGCUGGAUGAAGUUAUGGACCAAUGGAAUGCAAAGCACGAAGGUCGUGCUUUUAUGUUCCAAAGCCAAAGUACGUCGCACUUCAUGUGCAGUGAGACGUGGCUGGUGCUUCUCCACGGCCUGAUCGCGCCAGCAUUGGCACUCCAAAGAAAGAAACUUGGAGUAGCCAGCUCCACACCUGCGCUCCUCCUUGCAGAUGGUUGGACGGGAUUCCAUUCGCAUAAGACUGGGCUAGAUGCUGCAAGGGAGGCUUGGAGCCGCCAGUCGCAUUGCUAUCUGCCGGCAGUGGCUUCAGUGCCAACGGGCAGCCAAUCGAUCAAGUACAUCACCUAUUGCGGGCACGCCUUGAGCUUGUGGAUGCCGAAGAUGUUUCUUGUGAGACCUGUUCGACCACCUGCCUACAACAAGGCAACACUUCCCGACAGAACGCUGCGCGCCUGGUUGUCCAUCCCAAGGUCUGCCUUUGUGGCUUCUUGGGUGGUCACCGGGUACUUCAAAUCUGAUCACUUUCCUGAAAACGUUGGCCUCACACCAGCAGAAGCUCGAGAACUCCUGGACAGCACCGGCAUGCUGCGGUCUUUGGGCAUCCAGUCAGACAUUGUUGGGCCGCUGCCGCAGUUGGACAGGCAAAAUGCAACCACUGUCGCAUGA